Messenger RNA from Cotesia congregata, 1845 nucleotides. Lineage: Eukaryota; Metazoa; Arthropoda; Insecta; Hymenoptera; Braconidae. The record is from the annotation of a GenBank genome assembly.
AUGGCCAAUAACUCAAAUGGAAUCGGACGUGCUCCCCCGCCUCCACCACCCGCCAACAACGCGGGAAAAUUUCCACCGCCAUUCCCCAAUGGACCGCCACCGCUCUUUGGAGUUAACCUCAAAUCCAACAGAUCUCUCUCAGCCAACCCCAUGGACCCUAACAGCAACUCAAACAACUCCACUGGUGGUGUCACCAAUAAUUCGAGUGGCAUUAAAACACACCCUCAGACAGCCAUCGCCAAGAAGAAUAAAAAGACCGUGAAACUUUUCUGGAAGGAAGUUAGGGAUGAUCCCAUCAUUUUGUCACGUCUUGAUAAAAAUAUCAUGAUAUGGGACGAGUUGAUUCCUGUUGCUAUUGACACUCAGAAACUUGAGCAUCUCUUUGAAAGCCGAGCCAAAGAUCUCAUUACAAAGGAGGAUAAAGAUCUAGUGCACGAGUUUGUGCAAAAUGACGGGCUGGCAUGUCUCAUCAAGGUCGGGAAUGAAGCGGACCAGAAUUACCAGAAUUACAUACUCAGAGCUUUGGGUCAAGUGAUGCUCUACGUAGACGGAAUGAACGGGGUGAUGGAGCACGGUCAAACAGUACAAUGGCUGUACACUCUAAUAGCGAGCCGAUUUCGCCUGGUGGUGAAGACAGCGCUCAAACUGCUCCUCGUCUUUGUAGAGUACGUCGAAACCAAUAGCCUGCUAUUAGUGAGGGCUGUCAGAUCAGUAGACACCUCACGUGGCAUGAUCCCCUGGACCAAUGUUAUGAAGCUCCUCAAGGAUUACGACGCAGCCGACACUGAGCUACUCAUUUACGCGACGACACUCGUCAACAAGUGCCUGAAUGGCAUUCCGGACCAGGAUACUUAUUACGACCAGGUCGACUGUCUAGAGGAGCAGGGGAUCGAGGGCAUUAUCCAGCGCUAUAUGUCCAAGCAGGGCACCGAUCUCGAUCUCCUCAGGCAGUUUCAAAUUUACGAGGCCGUUUUGCACCACGAGGACGGCAAUGACCGCGGCUCGCCCAUCCGACAGCUCGACGAUAAUAUCAGGAAAACAUUGCGAAGCAGAAAAUCACUAGUGGAUUCACAUGAGCGACGUAAAUCACGACGACAUUCAACAGGAACUUCACCACUCUCGAUGUCUCUAAAUUCGCGUUUAAGUCCACGUUUAAAUCACUCGCUAGGGCUGAAUUCACUGAACGGAACAUUUAAUUCCGGCAUACCGACGCCGGUUGACGACGACGACGAAUCGAGCAGUUCCCAGAGUUCACAGGGCCUCGAUGUCCAGCUUAACGGUAGUUACAAAGAAAAUAAAGACGACGCAGGAGUAACACCGGCACUUAGACGGCGACGUGAGCGUGCCGAAAGGCAGAGGAGUUUCAUCCGAGAACAACAGGAAGCGACAGCUAAUAUGAGAGCGUCAAUCGGAAAUUUGGACGGCAGCGAAGCGCCCGCGUACGUAUCGAAUGGGCUAAGAUACACGAACGGGUCUUCAGCUUACGACCGGAACAGCGAUUCCCCCAGCAAUAAAGUACCCCGAGCAAACAGCCGCAAGGAUCUUACACCCUUGAUGAACGCCGCUAACAAGCUUGAUUCCGAGGAAAAGAAACCACCGGCCCAAUCGCCUUCUCCGGUAGUGUGGUACGGGAAAAACCCAGAUGAAACUACCGGUGGUAUCGAAUGCAAUGAGCUGCUCAAUCACACCACCAAUGAGGACGAGGAUCGCCGGGUUCUUGUACAAAUUAAACGCGAGGGUACUGUUAAAGAUCUAACACAAAAGCUCGCUGCACAGAAUUUAAUACCCAGCAGUCCUGUCGAGGAUAAAGUGUCUAGGUACUUUUAUUUCUUAAUUAACAGUUAA